This is a messenger RNA of Cryptococcus deneoformans JEC21, 1483 nucleotides long. RefSeq lists its product as hypothetical. Lineage: Eukaryota; Fungi; Basidiomycota; Tremellomycetes; Tremellales; Cryptococcaceae. Bases 204 to 1184 code for a protein of 326 amino acids. The transcript has 3 exons. The record is from RefSeq and is a predicted model, not a curated record.
GUGCCCUACCAGAGCUCUCCGAAUUGAGAAUAAACUUUGGAGGCCAAGAACGAUCACUUCCAGACCACAGCAUUCUUUGAUUAAAAAAAAGCCCUUUUCACACUCAUAUUCCCAUCACUCUUUACCUGCUGCUUAUCUUAUUACCCACCGCCGGUGUUCCCACUCUUCGAGUGCAUACGCUACCACCACUCAGGUUACCCAUAAUGCCUCCCAUAGCGAUCCGUUUUCUCUAUCCACCCUCCUUCGGCCACCCGGGCGGCGCCAAAUCCCACACCCGUGUCACCCCACGCAUCAUCCUCGACCGGCCUCUCCCUGUCACAUCCACCGCCAUCCCCCCUUCCCCACUUAUCAGCUCAUCAUCUACCACUCCCAGCGACGCGGGUGUUCAAACACCCCAGACUGACGUGUCUUUCCAAUCCGCACAAAACCGGAAACGAAAAGCCGCCACGGUGGCAAAUGGUCCCUCCCCCAAGACAAGGUGUGUGACGAUCAAACCCCUCUUCAGACCAAUCUUGGAGAGGUGUGCAGCCUAUGAUCCGUCGGUAGACCAGUCGACGGUAAAGCCGACACAUUCUGCGGGUUUGGCCAAUGGCGAACAGCAGUAUUUGCAUCCCUAUUCCCCGACUUCAGACUGGGGAAACCAUAGAGCAGCGAAGCCUUCUAGGGAAGAGGAGAUUAGGGAUGAGAGACUGGCGAAAGUGAAGAAGAUGAACAAGGAUGAGAAGAAGGCUAGGAAAGAAGGGAUCACGAGGAUGCAGGAGUUGGUCAAGGAAAUGAAGGCCGGUGCCAAGGGCGAAGUCUACGUCCCCAAGAGUAGCGAGGAGAUUGCCGCAAAUAACACUCCUAGCGUUGGUACUCCUGUGCCCUCUGAGACUCCUGCAUCAGGCAUCAAGGCAACCAAGAAUGGAAAGGUAAAAAAAUCUCCAGCUUCUCAAUCCAACACCCAUAUGUCACCAACCAAUUCCCACGGCACACGAGCCAAGUCUCAUUCUCCCCCUUCCAAAAAGUCUGCUCUUCAGCCAGAGGAGGUGGUUGAGGCUCCGCAGACUGUGCCGCUCGCCAGUGGCAAGAUAAAGCCUGGUCGGAAGAAGGCUGCCGUCCCAGAAGCCAGUGUUUUUUUGAGGGAGAGAAGUAGGAGAUACUCCGGCUCAGACGAGAAUGAUGGCAUAAGGUCAAGUUUAUAACCGAUUUGACGGUCUUGUCCGGCCCAUUUGUUAUCACUGAAUACACCUUUCACGGUCAAUUCCGGCAACAUCAUACGAUCCUCUGGAAAGAAUCUAGCGCAUAGUUUCUUUCAUCAUUUUUCAUACAUACAUUUUCCCUCGUUUCCGUUCCUAUCAAUAAGUGACGCCGUUUUAAUCUUAUGAGUACCUUUUGUAUAUCUGUUUCUGAAAGUCACUGCUUGUUCGUAUAACAUUUGAUUCUAAUUUUUCUCUGUGCGUAACUUAGCAUUGCAUCGUAGCAUGUACUUUUUCUCUUUUGU